This is a messenger RNA of Helicoverpa zea (corn earworm), 3119 nucleotides long. It is a transcript of the gene TwdlE, whose product is annotated as extensin. The transcript has 3 exons. The record is from RefSeq and is a predicted model, not a curated record. The coding region runs from base 1760 to 2494 and encodes 244 amino acids. NCBI's taxonomy places the organism in Eukaryota, Metazoa, Arthropoda, Insecta, Lepidoptera, Noctuidae.
AUUGUUAAUCAAGGGCGCUUCGUCUCCUGAAUGAUUGUAAUCUUUUAUCGAUGCUUGUGAGCGUGGUUAUGCGGCGACACAAUCUGCAACACCUAAAGGUAUUAGGCGUUUAUUAGUUUAUAAAACAUCGAUAAGAAAACGGCACUGAGUAGCUGUUGUUGUUACUGUUACUUGCCUGAACAUUUUGAAAUAUCCAAUAAUUAAGGUUUUUGAAUAUAUGAAAAAAUAAGUUUUCUCGUCUUACAAUUCCUACAGAUUUUUAAAAACAAUGUCACACAGUGGAUACCUUUUAUACCACAGGCACAAAGCAAAUUAUUAUAGCGAAGAAUAUAACGUAACUAAGUAAAUGUUAUUUAAUUCAUUAAAUUUUCUAUAAAUGUUAACACAUCUUAAUACUGGAGAAAACAUCAAUGAACAGGUAAUAAUGAACCGGGGUGUUGAUUACUAAGGAUAUUAUAGAAUAUCGUGUCCCAGAUAACACAAAUAGUAAUCACAAGUAUAAAUCAACCGGUUUCGUAGGAAUAGGCAUCGAUGCUCGCCUACCUUCCUGGUGUUUCCACAUUAUGGGGCCCGCGCCAGCGCCGUGUCAGAGGUCAAUUAUUCCCACUUCGCUUCGUAAACCGUAAACAAUGAUGCACUGACAGAUUGUCACUAAGUGCUUUGUUCACACUACAAAUGACAUCUGCGGCGCGUCUCCUUACACUUGUCAUGAAACAUUAUAUGUAUUAGAAUCGUGCAACUACUUCACAAUGAACGCAAUACUGUGAAACAAGCAAGCGUAUCGUAUCGGAAACGAUUGGUUAGAUGGAAUCAAUCACAAGUAAACCAACAAGAAACUGAGCAAUGCUUAUGCGUUUUAAUCAACAAUGUAUUGUUGUGGUACCUACUUACUUUACGCUACAUUUUGUUUCAGAAUUCGAUAGCGGGUACAUAGCGCUGGAGGAAACGUAUGCUACCCUCUGCCUUGCAAUCAUCUGAAUGAAGUAAGAUUUAGCUAUCUGAGUAGAUACUUGUAUGUUCGUCAUUGGGCUACACACGCGAGUGUUACCAAAGAAGCGCUGCGAGUGUCGGUUAACCUGCAGUCAAUUAACAUUUGAAUUCGAAGCAAAUUGCGAUUACCUGGUUACACAGUCAGAGGAACAUUUCGCUGCCACUAUCAUAUUAUACCUUGGAGCGAUACUUGCUCUCUCAAAUGGACAAAUUAUUCUCUGCAAUCACACAUUAAAUAUUGUAGUACUGCUGCUUACAUGUUAUCUUAGGUCGACGAUGGCUAAUAUGCAAAGGAAAAGGGAAAUAGCUCCAUGAUAGACAUGCAUUUGCUAGAGUUCGCAUAUUGAAGUCAUAAUCUUUGUCAUUUGCUCGAAGGAGGUAUACAAAGUCUUACUACAUCAGAUAUUUUAUGUAGUUAGGUAAGGGUAGUGCUAUUGACGAUUAAAUCCGGGUCUCGAUUCCGAGUCUGUACAAACAGAUUCUUCGCCUACUUAUAUUUUGUGUGAUCUUUUAAUCGAGCCGAGCCUUUUAUUUCAGAACCUACCCACUUUAAAAAAAAUAUCGGUAGGUAGGUAAAUCAGAUAAAAAAAAACAAUAGGUAGAUAGGCACUAUUUCUCUUAGUACUUAUAAGAAAGUAAUAGAAUAUUUUUAUAUAAAAAAAUACGUUUCAUUUUGAGAUCCUUGUACAUUUUUACCUUAACUUACGCAUGCAAAAACAGAGGGUUUACAAAAACAGCUUGCAACACUUAUUGGUGCCUAGGUACGAUUAUGUUCAUGGUUGAAGAAGAACAUUACUUACUGCAUAUUCAAGAAAUCUGCAAGGAAUAUAAAAAUAUAAACAACAAUUUGCAUGAGAAAAAGGAUUUACGGCAGAAUGUGCCCUCGAGCACGUCACUUGGUGUGGCGUCAGUAGGAGGGCGGCGCGUGAGCACCAUCUUAUUGCGAAAGGUACUACGAUCUCUAGUGGUGGCGGUGGUGGUUGCCUGCGCAGUCGCGAGGCCAGAGCCUCCGACGUCGUAUGGCGCCCCCUCCCAGUCCUAUAGUGCCCCCUCAUCGUCUUACGGUGCUCCCUCAUCAUCGUAUGGUGCUCCCGCGCCACAGUACGGACCGCCCCAACAGCCCAUAGUACAUAAGCAUGUUUACGUGCACGUCCCACCUCCAGACAACGACAUCCCUCAACCCCGCAAACCAAUCUGGGUGCCACCUCCUCAGAAACAUUACAAGAUAGUGUUCAUCAAGGCGCCGACUCCACCCACCCCUACUGCGCCUGUCAUUCCUGUACAGCCUCAGAAUGAGGAGAAGACUCUCGUCUACGUGUUGGUGAAGAAACCCGAGGAGCAGCCCGACAUUGUCAUCCCGACACCGGCGCCUACGCAGCCCUCAAAACCAGAGGUUUACUUCAUCAGAUACAAGACACAGAAACAGGAAGGUUAUCCGGAAUCUCCCAAGCCCGAGUACGGCCCUCCCGCUUCAGCUCCAUCGUCAGAAUACGGUGCUCCUUAAGGCGACCUCUUUGGACAAUUAUAAACCAGCUGCCCAUUUAUAGUGCUCGACCGGCUCCUUCAAACCCUCUAUCUUAGUAACCACGUUAUUUCGGUAACCUGGUUAACUAAAGUUUUUAUUGAUUAAAUAUAUGUACCUACUAGGAAUACCAAAGCUAUAAACUAUGAAGGUCUACCCGCUAUAAUCUCCGCAAUGGAGAUGGUGUGGUAGACUCUGGAACAGCUUGCUUAUUAGCUUCUGUGAGAUGAGUUUUGACGUCAAAUAUUAUAAUAUGUAUCUAUAAAUUUUCUUAUAGCAAACGGCAUUUUCGCAACAUUUUGUGUUUUUCCGUUUAAAUCUGAGGCGAAGAUGCCGAUUUCUAUGACCGAAUGACGACCAGCGUAUAAACAAGGCAUUAUUAUUUAUAGAUUAAUUAACUAGAAUAUUUUUGCAUUAGUGCCUUCGUUCUAUAAUCAAAGAAAAAGGUAUGGAACCUCAAAAUUCUAGAGAAGUCGGCCGAGAUCUGUGAUGGCAGCAAUCUGGCGUUGCGCCAAACUGUACUGCAACUUGUAUUAUUACAUCAAAUUGAUGUGAAUGUUUGUAAAUAUAUUAUUUUUAUAUGAUUAAAAUGUUUUAUAAUAAUUAA